AUGAAGUUUAUAGUAGAAAUUUGGAGAAGACCCAUAUCCCAGGUGAUUUUGGUUGGUUGUGUGCUAUUCACGCAACCAGGAAUGUUCGAUGCCAUAACAGCAAUAGGUGCCGGUGGCCAGAAGGCUACUCUUUCGUGGCUAACAAAUCAGGCCCUUGCUACCUUGUACGGAUGCUUUGCUGUAGUCGGUUUCAUGGGAGGAUCAUUUGUCAACACAUUAGGUACAAGGAUUACCUUCUUCCUUGGGACCAUAGGUUACACAUUGUAUAUCGGCUCCUUGUGGUGUCUUGAUGAAACGGGAAACACUGGAUUUGUUGUUGCUGGAGGAGCAUUGUGUGGAAUAUCAGCUGGUCUAUUAUGGUCUGUGCAUGGUAUGGUUAUUAUGUCUUACCCAGAAGAAAAAGACAAGGCAAAAUGUUUUGCGUUGACUUGGAGUUUACUAUCUGUAGGGGCUACUCUUGGUGGGUUGAUCAGUUUAUUACAAAAUGCUCAGCAUGCAGAUACUUCAGGUGUUGCUACAGGAACAUAUGUUGCAUUCAUGUGUAUUAUGCUUGUGGGAUUGCUCAUUUCUCUUUUGUUAUUGAAUCCAAAAGACAUUCGCAGAAGUGAUGGAUCUAAAUUGGAAAAUUUCAAACAGACUUCAUUCAAAAGAGAAAUUGUAGAUACUUGCAAGCUUUUAGGGGAUUCACGUUUGGUGAUGUUGUUCCCAGCAUUCUUUGCUAGUAAUUUCUUCUAUUCGUAUCAAUUUGGUAUCAAUGCUUUCUACUUCUCUCUUAGGACUAGAUCUUUGAAUUCUAUGGUAUAUUGGCUAACUCAGAUUAUCGGCACAUUUGGACUUGGUCUAAUUCUCGACAAUACUAAGCUUGAAAGAAAGCAAAGAGGAAUAAUUGGCCUUGCUGUUACUUGUGUUGUUGUUAUCGCAACUUGGAUUGGUGGUGCUGUUUUCCAAACUCAAUUUACAAGGUCUUCUUCGCCUCCAAAUGUUGACUGGACUGAUUCAAAUUUCGGUGGUCCAUUUGUACUAUAUUUCAUGUAUGGAAUUUCAGAUGCUAUGUGGCAAUGCUGGUGUUAUUGGAUAAUGGGCUCCUUAUCGAACGAAUCGUAUAAACUUGCUCGUUAUGCUGGGUUUUACAAAGGUGUUCAAUCGGCAGGUUCUGCUAUCUCUUUUGGAUUAGAUUCCUUGCAAAUACCCUUUAAUAGAGAAUUGGGAGCAAAUUUUGGUAUGACUCUCUUUAGUAUGCCAUUCAUGCUUUAUGUUGCCACAAAGUUGACUAAGACCAACUAUGAUCAAGAGCAAGAAGUUAUACCACCAGCACAUGUUCAAGAGGAGCUUGGUGUUGAAGGUGCUCGUGAUUCACAAAGUAGUGUAAUUCUUAUUGAAGAAAUUAAUACACUAAAGGUAUAG
This is a messenger RNA of Scheffersomyces stipitis CBS 6054, 1404 nucleotides long. RefSeq lists its product as uncharacterized. The transcript has a single exon. The record is from RefSeq and is a predicted model, not a curated record. Bases 1 to 1404 code for a protein of 467 amino acids. NCBI's taxonomy places the organism in Eukaryota, Fungi, Ascomycota, Pichiomycetes, Serinales, Debaryomycetaceae.